Lytechinus variegatus (green sea urchin) is the source of this 2249-nucleotide messenger RNA. RefSeq names its product protein FAM241B-like (gene fam241b). The record is from RefSeq and is a predicted model, not a curated record. The transcript is spliced from 2 exons. The coding region runs from base 301 to 795 and encodes 164 amino acids. NCBI's taxonomy places the organism in Eukaryota, Metazoa, Echinodermata, Echinoidea, Temnopleuroida, Toxopneustidae. Gene Ontology annotation, cellular component: intracellular membrane-bounded organelle.
UACCGACACGUCACUCAAUAUGUAUUGUUCAUCGCUGACUGUCGCUGUCUGAUGUCAGGUCCCAGAUUUGGGGAUUUAGUACUUUUUACGCGAUUUUUCAAUUUGAUACGAUUACCAGAGAUGGCUCCUACAUUUUCGAUUGGCCUGGAAUAAAUUAAUUGGGAAUUUGAAGGCUUUUACUAUAAAUAAUCCAGCGAAAAAGCAACACUUAAUUUGUCUUCGGUCCCACAUAUUGCCAUUUAUGCACUAAAAAAGUCGACUGCACUGCCUCGUCAAUUUCGUUUGCCUGAAAGUUUAAUCAUGGUACGGGUACUAGCGAGUGGAGAUGUCGUUGCAGAUGAUGAUCCGAGAGCACAAGCAUCAAGAAACCAACAAUCUGGAUCAUCAAGACAAAUGGGAAGGAUCCGUCAUGACAAUGACAUGGGCAAUCAAGGUGGUUAUGGAGGAGGAGCCUAUGGAGGAGGAGGAGGAGCUCAGGGAGGUGGAGCAGGAGGAGUUUCCAUCUUCCAAGUCCUGAAUCAGAAACUGCUCGACGCUGGCAUCCCUCGUUGGACAUUGGGAACAACGGUGGUUGAACCUAUCGUGACUGUCGGCUUCAUCCUAGCCAUGCUGCUCCUUGGAGUGAAGGGACUCUUUCUUGGGGCCAUUCUCUUUGCAGCUGUCAAGUUCAGCGGAGGAAUGGAUGAAAGUGGUGCGGGUAAUAGCAAUACCGGAAGGAAUACCGGUGGAGGGGGUCGGGGCGGAGGGACAGGCGGUGGCAGGACAACAGGUGGAAGAGUGCUUGGUGGAAGAUGAUGACAGAAGCCUCACCAAGGCACUUUGUUGAUUAGAAGACAAUAUUCUCAGGAGUAUCAGGACUAGCGUUCUAGAUGAAGUGAUCAAGCUGUUCACUUUGAGAUGUCUAUAUUACAGAGUGAAAAAUCCAGUUUCAGAGGGGUUAUUUAAGCAUUUUCAGAUUUUUCUCAGUUUUCCUCCUACACAAUUGUGGAAGUCUCCCAAAGGACUUGUAAUGGUAGUGGUUAACUACAGCGUCUGGGGAAAAGAUUAAGCUGCUUCACACUCUUUGAUUACUGCUUAAAUCCCACUUUUGAUUGGGGGAAAACAAAGUGUAUGAAUGAAAAGUAAUUUCUUAUAGAUAUAAUCAUCUCACCAGUAUCUUGAAAUAUGUGAUGUAAAAUAGAUAAUUUUGAUUCCAAACAGACAGGAUUCGCUUUUGUCGUCAUGUUUCUAGAACAUGAGAAUGUGCCGGCAAAUCACAUUCGUGUUGCCAUGAGAACAUGUCUAAUACCACCACUGCAGUGUGUAUGGCAUACUUCGGUCUAUGGAGGGAGGGGAUGCGGCGAAUCCAGCCAAAGUCUUGGCUGACCAUAUCCUCACCGAAAUAGACUGAUUUUGCGGUCUAGGUUUGCACCUGCUGCACACAUGUCUUUUGUACGUGUGGUCUCAUCCCAAAUGGUCUAAUUGUACUGUUUCAAGUAACUUUCCAGUCUAACUUCCAUUUUUCCAUUUGUUGGUCUAAUUUCCAGGUUAGGCCGUACCCAUUUCAUUGAAUAUCCACUUUGUCUUACAGCACUUAAUCUACACGAAUGGUUAGAUGAAUUGUUUAUUAACCAAAUUUACAUCUGAAAGAGUAGAAAAAUUAUAAGUAGAUGGAGUGGAAAUUAGCCCAGCUGGGCUUACGGCCAUAUUAUAUUUUGAUGAAGCGGGUAUUGGACCAAGUGUAAUGUUGACCAAAUGGCGAUUAGACCAAAAAUAAUUGUAGACAAAAUGGGUUUCUAUCUAGAAAGUAGACCAACUAUUUGUACACUAAGCGAAUAAUACUGCUGAGGUUAGUUGGAUUCACUAUCCGAUAAGUAAUAGCUUAAAGAUGUUUGAAAACUUCUUGGAAAAAUAAACAGAUUUCUCUGUCCAGCUGGGAUGAUGAUUGAGCAAUUUGGUCAUUGAGCCAUUUCAAUGGGGAAUUUUCAAUAUUAGUGAAAUUAUGUGAUACCCAAAAAUAUUGAAUAUUCAUUAAUGGUUUUGUGAUUAUGUUGGUAUAAUCGCAGUAACACGAUAUGACAAAAAAAUUGUUGAUAAUGAAAAGUUUAUCACAAUUAAUUGUUAGAAAAUGCUGCUCUGUAUUGCUUUAAACCAACUGAGAACUUAGUAUGUCGGUACACAAAUGCCCACUUUUCAUGGACAAGCAUCAGUGAAAGCCUUACUUAAAGGCAUGGUCGCACCGCCCGAGCAUUGUUGGAGCGGUAGUGGAG